GCUGAGCCCCGGGAGCAGCGGGCCCCACCGCCCGCCGCCCGGCCCCGCGGCCCGCCCCGGAGCGGCCCCCGCCUGCCAGACAUGACCGCCAUCAUCAAAGAGAUCGUCAGCAGGAACAAAAGGCGCUACCAAGAGGAUGGCUUCGACCUGGACCUGACCUAUAUUUAUCCAAACAUAAUUGCUAUGGGUUUUCCUGCAGAGAGGCUUGAAGGAGUAUACCGGAACAAUAUUGAUGAUGUAGUAAGGUUUUUGGAUUCAAAGCAUAAAAACCAUUACAAGAUAUACAAUCUAUGUGCUGAAAGACAUUAUGAUACCGCCAAAUUUAACUGCAGAGUUGCACAGUACCCUUUUGAAGACCAUAACCCACCACAGUUAGAGCUUAUCAAACCUUUUUGUGAAGAUCUUGACCAAUGGCUAAGUGAAGAUGACAAUCAUGUUGCAGCAAUCCACUGUAAAGCUGGAAAGGGACGAACUGGUGUAAUGAUAUGUGCAUAUUUGUUGCAUCGAGGCAAGUUUUUAAAGGCUCAAGAAGCCCUAGAUUUCUAUGGGGAAGUAAGGACCAGAGACAAGAAGGGAGUCACAAUUCCCAGUCAGAGACGCUACGUGUACUACUAUAGCUACCUGUUAAAGAAUCACCUUGAUUACAGACCAGUGGCACUGCUGUUUCACAAGAUGAUGUUUGAAACAAUUCCCAUGUUCAGUGGCGGAACUUGCAAUCCUCAAUUUGUGGUGUACCAGUUAAAGGUAAAGAUAUUCACCUCCCCUUCAGGACCCUCAAGACGUGAAGACAAGUAUAUGUACUUUGAAUUCCCUCAACCUUUGCCGGUAUGCGGUGAUAUCAAAGUGGAGUUCUUCCACAAACAGAACAAGAUGUUGAAAAAGGACAAAAUGUUUCACUUUUGGGUAAAUACAUUCUUCAUAGGACUGGAUGAAAAUUCAGACAAAGUAGAAAAUGGAAGUCUAGUUGCAGAUCAGGAACUUGAUGGUAUUUUCAGUACAGAGCGCUCAGAUAAUGACAAGGAAUAUUUAAUCCUUACAUUAACAAAAAAUGAUCUGGACAAAGCAAAUAAAGACAAAGCCAACAGAUAUUUUUCUCCAAACUUCAAGGUGAAGCUAUUUUUCACAAAAACGGUAGAAGAGCCAUCAAAUCCAGAGGCUAGCAGUUCAACUUCUGUAACACCAGAUGUUAGUGACAAUGAACCUGAUCAUUACAGAUACUCUGACACCACUGACUCUGAUCCAGAGAAUGAACCUUUUGAUGAAGAUCAGCAUACGCAGAUUACAAAAGUCUGAAUAUUUUUUUUUUAUCGGAGAUAAAAAAAAAAAACAAAA
This is a messenger RNA of Lagopus muta (rock ptarmigan), 1332 nucleotides long. RefSeq names its product phosphatase and tensin homolog (gene PTEN). Gene Ontology annotation, biological process: phosphatidylinositol dephosphorylation; cell motility; negative regulation of cell population proliferation. NCBI's taxonomy places the organism in Eukaryota, Metazoa, Chordata, Aves, Galliformes, Phasianidae. The record is from RefSeq and is a predicted model, not a curated record. The transcript is spliced from 9 exons. Gene Ontology annotation, cellular component: nucleus; cell projection; plasma membrane. The coding region runs from base 82 to 1293 and encodes 403 amino acids. Gene Ontology annotation, molecular function: phosphatidylinositol-3,4-bisphosphate 3-phosphatase activity; inositol-1,3,4,5-tetrakisphosphate 3-phosphatase activity; phosphatidylinositol-3,4,5-trisphosphate 3-phosphatase activity.